CACUAUGAAGCAUGCACAGCAGCCUGCCCUGCCACCUGUGUCAACCCGAUGGCUCCUGCCAGCUGCAGCCUGCCGUGUGUGGAAGGAUGCGUGUGCGACAGUGGUUAUCUUCUCUACAACGAUGGCUGUGUCCCCAGCAGUCAGUGCGGGUGCUGGCACAACGGCAAACACUACCCUGUUGGCGCUGAAUUCUGGACCGAUGACACCUGCUCCUCUAAAUGCACAUGUCCCUCUCGGGGGAGCAAAGUAACCUGCUCUAACGCAGCCUGCCCAGCCGAUCAUUACUGCGGGGUUCAGAACGGGGAACCUGGCUGCUACCGUGAGACGUACGGGAUCUGCCGAGUCCACAACGACCCUCAUUACAACACGUUUGACAGAGAGACUCACCACUUCAUGGGGAAGUGCACCUACACGCUGGCCAAAGUGUGCACCAACUCCAGCUCUCUGCCUUAUUUCAACGUAGAAGCCAAGAAUGAGCAUCGAGGGUACUCUGCGGUGUCCUAUGUGCAGAAAGUCCUGGUGGAGGUUUAUGGACAACACAUAGAAAUAGUUAAGGCAACACCAAAUCGUGUACUGAUCAAUAAAAUAUGGUCAACUCUCCCUGUAACCACAGCUGGUGGGUCAAUCACAGUGAGCAGGAGUGGACGCUACGUUAUCCUAGAGACAGAUUUCAGACUGAGGGUUUCCUAUGACACUGAUCACUCGGUGGAAGUGAAGGUGCCCACCACCUAUUUCAACAGGACCUGUGGCAUGUGCGGUAACUUUAACAAUCGGAGAGAGGAUGACUAUAUGAUGCCAGAUGGGCAGCAAGCCAAGAACUCUAAUGAGCUGGGAAACAGCUGGCGUGUCAAGGAUGACGAUCCUUCUUGUGAUGUCAUUGUCCCACCCAAACCCUGCCCUGCAGACCAAGAGAACCUCUACAGAACUGACAGAUUCUGUGGCAUGAUAACCAAGAGGCCUGGCCCCUUUGGGGUCUGCCACUCCGUGAUCAAUCCUGAGAGCAUCUUUGAGAGCUGUGUCUAUGACCUCUGUGCGCUGAAUGGGAAUGAGCAGCUCUUGUGUAACGCUCUGGCGACCUACGCUGAUGCAUGUCAGGAAGCUGGAGUGACUCUCCCCCAGUGGAGAAACGCCACCUUCUGCCUAGCUGUAAGAGGACCCUAUGUGGUCAUUGAUACCUCUAUUGGCAUUCAGGUGAAGUUUGAUGGUGACCAACAGCUUUUUGUUCAUGCUGAUGAAAGCUUUAAGGGGCAGCUGUGUGGCCUGUGUGGCACAUACACUGACAACCAGCUGGAUGAUUUCCUAAGACCAGACAGAGUCCUGGAACAGGAUUCAAAUAAUUUUGGCAACAGCUGGCGAGUGAAGGAUGACAAUUGGAUGUAA
Mauremys mutica (yellowpond turtle) is the source of this 1380-nucleotide messenger RNA. Its product is annotated as zonadhesin-like. The record is from RefSeq and is a predicted model, not a curated record. NCBI's taxonomy places the organism in Eukaryota, Metazoa, Chordata, Testudines, Geoemydidae. The coding region runs from base 49 to 1380 and encodes 443 amino acids. The transcript has 3 exons.